CUUAACCAUAAGAUAAAAGAAGUUGACAACGUCGCAAAGGACUUCUGUGGAGCACUGUGUUUCAUAGAACCCAACUGUAUCAGCUAUAAUAUACUAGUAUCCAAUGAUUCUCCCUCGAUCACCAAAUGCGAGAUGAAUAACGCUACACAUUUUGAACACCCGAGUGAUCUGAUGUCAUUUCCAAACAGCAUCUAUCGUGGAUCCAAGAACGCUUGCAUAAAGAAGCCAUGCCCAAGUAAUGCGAUCUGCCAGGCUGGUUUUUCCAGUGAGGGGUAUAGAUGUGUCUGCGUACCGGGUUACACGGGUGAAGAUUGCGCAGAAGCUCUUUGGUUCGCUACGUCUACGGUCUACGUUCUGAAAAUCCCUGACGUUGAUGAGUGCAGUGUGGGAGAACACAAAUGUGAUUCAAAUGCUGAAUGUAGAAAUAACGUUGGAUCCUACAGCUGCAAAUGUAAAGAGGGAUUUUCAGGAGAUGGCCAAACGUGCUCAGGUGGGUGUUGA
Molecule: messenger RNA, 501 nt
Organism: Pocillopora verrucosa
Lineage: Eukaryota; Metazoa; Cnidaria; Anthozoa; Scleractinia; Pocilloporidae
Source: RefSeq, a predicted model, not a curated record